Limanda limanda (common dab) is the source of this 1305-nucleotide messenger RNA. RefSeq names its product T-box transcription factor 21 (gene tbx21). NCBI's taxonomy places the organism in Eukaryota, Metazoa, Chordata, Actinopteri, Pleuronectiformes, Pleuronectidae. Gene Ontology annotation, biological process: positive regulation of DNA-templated transcription; regulation of transcription by RNA polymerase II; lymphocyte migration. The coding region runs from base 19 to 1305 and encodes 428 amino acids. Gene Ontology annotation, cellular component: nucleus. The transcript has 7 exons. Gene Ontology annotation, molecular function: RNA polymerase II cis-regulatory region sequence-specific DNA binding; DNA-binding transcription factor activity, RNA polymerase II-specific. The record is from RefSeq and is a predicted model, not a curated record.
CCGGGAGCGCAGCUGCAGAUGGGCGGCACAGGUGGGAACCUCUACCUCAGCAUGUUGAAUGUGGCUGAGACGCAAACUUUCGGAAAGAACCCAGAGCUCAGCAGCAGCAGCAGCUCUCACCUCCUACACCACCGCGGCAGCAGCAAGGAUCUAUCCGAGCUGAAGAUGGGCAUCCAGGACGCCAGGUUCUUCUACCCGGACUCGGGUCCCAGCGGCGGGCAGGACGCGCUGCCGCUGCCGUACCACCCGGAGCAGGCGAUGGGGGGCUACGGGGGCGCGCAGCCGGCCAGGUUUUACGCACAGACCCUGAGCAGCUGCCCGAGGAGCAGCAGCGCAGCCGGGCAGGGCUACAUCGGACCCGGGGACGGGUUCCCAGCGGGGGGUAAGGACGCGUUCUCCCCGGCUCCGGAGGGUUGCUACCACCCCGGGGGGUUCCAGCACGGCUACCAGCGGCCUCCUCUCUACCCGCUGCCCGGGCUGCAGGUGAGCGGAAAGACGCAGGCGCUGCUCAACAACUACCCGCUGUGGGCCAAGUUCCACAAGUUCCAGACCGAGAUGAUCAUCACCAAGCAGGGGAGGAGGAUGUUUCCCUUCCUGAGCUUCAACCUCAGCGCUCUGGAGCCGUCGGCCCACUACAACGUCUACGUGGACGUGGUUCUGGCCGAUCAGCAUCACUGGAGGUACCAGGGCGGCAAGUGGGUCCAGUGUGGGAAAGCAGAGGGAAACAUGCCAGGAAACAGGACGUACAUGCACCCGGACUCCCCCAACACCGGAGCUCACUGGAUGAGACAAGAGGUGUCGUUCAGCAAACUGAAGCUCACCAACAACAAGGGCAGCACCAACAACGUGGCUCAGAUGGUCGUUCUCCAGUCGCUCCACAAGUACCAGCCUCGGCUCCACAUCAUGGAGGUGAAGGAGGACGGCUCGGAGGAACCCUUCCUCUCCGCCAAGGCGCAGACCUUCAUCUUCCCGGAGACUCAGUUCAUCGCCGUCACGGCCUAUCAGAACGCAGACAUCACUCAGCUGAAAAUAGACCAUAACCCCUUCGCCAAAGGUUUCCGUGACAAUUAUGACACGCUGUACGCUCCUCCCGACUCGGACCGCCUCACCCCCUCCCCCACGGAAGGCCAGCAGCUGCUGGGGGGGGGCUGCUACCCCCAGGGUUACCUCUCGGAGCAGUACAUGAGCCCCCUGCCUCAGAGCCGCUUCUUCGGCCCCGCACGCCACCAGCUGGUCGUGGCCGAGCCGCAGCCGCGUGCUGCCACCGGUCGAUCUGAAAACGCUCCUGUCACCAAACACAGAUAA